UUCAUUUUCUGUACACAUCAAUUCAAGCGACGGCGCUCUACAGCCAUCGAUUCAUUGUCUUCGAGAGACCGAAGGUGAUCGGAUUAGGUAGUGAUGGAGGCGAUGGACAUUCAGGCCGUGGAAUCCAAACUGAGCGACGUGACCGUGACCGCUAUACCGAUGAGUGGAAAGAAUGUGCAUAAAGACUUGGGGCUCGGCGGCAACAGUCACGCGACUAUAUCGACCGUGCCGGCCUCGUCGCCUUCCUCGAUCGGCAAAGAUAAGGACAACGGCACUUCGAAGUACGCGCAACUACUGGCUGUUAUUGAAGAAAUGGGUAAAGAAGUCAGGCCUAGCUACUCUGGGAGCCGCAGCUCCGCCGAGCGCCUAAAGCGCGGCAUCGUCCACGCCCGCAUUCUGGUCAGAGAGUGCCUGAUCGAGACUGAGCGGUCAGCACGACAGUAGUUUGCUGAACCUAAAGUAAUCACAGUCAAUUUACAGUACCACAAUUUGGUAUUGCUUUUCAUAUAAUGACAUAGACAUGUUCAAAUGACUGCCAGUUACAUGUUACCAUUUGCUGUAAGAAUUUUGCUGAUACAAAUCAUAAGUAAUGGCUAUGUGAAGGCCAUAGUCCAUAGUCUGCAAUUCAGUCUGUCACUUUAACAAUAAUCUAUUGCUAUGGAAUGCUCUAGUGUGAUGUCUCAAAUGUUUCACUAUACAAAGGUCCCAGAACAGUAUACUUUUAUUCAGAAUAGUCAUAUAUUUCAAGUGAAUUUUAUGAUUGAUAUUGUCAUGGUUUAAUAAAUUAAUUAUGUGUAAAAGAUUUAAUGUUCUCUCAGAGUUAGGGUCUAAUUUGUUAGAAGUAAUAUAUAAUUCAGGGUAUGUAGGCAUAAAUAAGGAUUGAUUCAAAUGUAAUUGUUUGGCCUUUAUUUGAAAACAAACAUUUUCACAUCUUUCUUGAAACUGGUGUAGAAUUCCAAAGAAUAUGUUACAUCUAAUGUCUAGUUGAAGGCUGUUCGAAGUUGAAUUUGUUGCAUUUGAAUAUUUUCAAUAUUUGAUAGUGUUAAGUGGUGAGUAAGCAACCUGGCAGUUGUGAAUUCAAUUAUACCUCACAUAGAAAUGUAUUGCAGUGAACAGAAGUAAUGUCCUGAAUGAAACAGGCUGUGAUCGCAACAUUUAUUGUGAACAUCUACCUCAAACUCAACAAAUAUUGAUAUUUUUAAUGUUUAUAUGUAUGUUUAUGCAAUGAUGUCAUUUCGAUGUUUUUAUACUAUAGCAACUGAAUAAAAUAGAACUAGAUAUUUAAAUAUUCAGGUAUUUUAGAGUUUUAUAGAGUCAAAAUGUUAUUUCAGGCUUGUAUUUUGAAAGUGAAUAAAGUUUAAUUGGACAUUAUUAUUGUCCAUAGGUUUGUAUUUGAAUGCUAGAAAUGUUUCUCAGAGCUGCAGACUUAAGGGUGACUCAACUGAACAAGACAAGUCAUUUAUAUAAAAAAAAAACUUGGGAAGUAUUAUCAAAUGUUUUGUAAUAUUUGAUUACCUAGAUCUAAAGGCUACAUAGUAUGUCUAUGUGUACAAAUCUGGUGUGUUUUGAGCUAUACCACCAAUUCACCCUUUAGUCAGUGUCUGAACUUAGUAUAGCUUUGCUAAUGUUACACAAUUUGAAUAUCAUAGCAAUAUUAAUUUGAUAUUAUAAUAUUUGCUUAUAUUUUAUGUAACUCAAGCCAAUCAUGUGACCUCAACAUAGUGUAAUAACAUAGUGAAUAAGAAAAAUGUGCUCAUUGAUUUGGUAUUUCCUUUUCUAUAGGAUUAAGUUGUAUAUAAUUUAGUUUAUAAUGUAUCCUACAAAUGCAAUAGCCUCCAAUAGCCUGGGAUAUUUCAGAUGGUAAGCAGGUUCAUCCUUUUACACAAUGUACCAUUUUAUUUGGUAACUUAAUGACAGAAAUAGAUAGUUGUAACCAUCUGAAAUAAGCCCCAUCUUUAACCACACUUGUAGGAAAUAAUAUGUUGGUCCAACUGCCGUAAAGUAUACUUUUAAAAGUAGCUAGUUUUAAGAAGAAAUUACGAAAUAGUUUUAACUUUAUCAAAUAAGUUACCAUUAAUGAGUAUGUACUUACAUAAAUGUUAUUAAACUUAAUUCUUUAAAGUCCAUUGCAAUUAAUAUUUUGAUAAUAUUUUAAUCAUUAUGUAUUAUCUAUUCUCUCAAAGUUAUUUAUAAGUUUCAAACUAUUUUUUAGUUUUGUUCAACAGUAACUGAAUAUUUUGACUAUUGUUUAGUUGGUGCCACUGGUUUACAUUUAUUUUGAUGUAACAAAUGAAUCUUACAAAGAUGAUAAAGGUGUAUAAUACAUAGGUAAUUCACCUAAUAAAUGUAUACGGAUUUGCCUUGAGUUCUAAAAUAUUAAUUAAUAAAAUACAAAUUAAACAAAAGUAGAUCUAAUUGCCUCAUACAAUUAAUAAAUAAACAUAGAAUGCGUGAUGCAUAUUUAAUAAAUUUAAAU
This is a messenger RNA of Ostrinia nubilalis (European corn borer), 2476 nucleotides long. RefSeq names its product cyclin-dependent kinase 2-associated protein 1-like. The transcript has 2 exons. Gene Ontology annotation, cellular component: cytoplasm; nucleus. The record is from RefSeq and is a predicted model, not a curated record. Lineage: Eukaryota; Metazoa; Arthropoda; Insecta; Lepidoptera; Crambidae. Bases 94 to 444 code for a protein of 116 amino acids.